Messenger RNA from Ctenocephalides felis (cat flea), 2407 nucleotides. RefSeq names its product transcriptional activator Myb-like. The record is from RefSeq and is a predicted model, not a curated record. Gene Ontology annotation, cellular component: nucleus. The transcript has 15 exons. Lineage: Eukaryota; Metazoa; Arthropoda; Insecta; Siphonaptera; Pulicidae. Gene Ontology annotation, biological process: regulation of DNA-templated transcription. Gene Ontology annotation, molecular function: RNA polymerase II cis-regulatory region sequence-specific DNA binding; DNA-binding transcription factor activity, RNA polymerase II-specific. The coding region runs from base 129 to 2378 and encodes 749 amino acids.
GGUGGACACAUUGUUCGUUGAAUUUAUAAAGUGAAAUAGUGAACGAUGUUUUUAAUAUAGAUUUUAAUUGUUUUUGUUGAAUAUGUGCACUUAAUUUUAUUAUGUGGUAGUACGAAUAAUUAAAUACAAUGCGGAGAGGUGAUGAUUACAGAUCUCGCGGCAUAUACGAGAGCGAAAGCAGCGGAGAUGUCACCGAGGACGAUUCAAUAGGUAUUAAUAGAAAAUACAUCAAUAAAGGCCGUUGGGCGAAAGAGGAGGAUGCUCGAUUGAAACGCUUGGUUGAAGAGCAAGGAGAAAAAUGGGAGAGCAUUGCUCGUCAUUUUCGAGAUCGCUCAGAUGUCCAAUGUCAACAGAGAUGGACCAAAGUUGUAAAUCCAGAACUGGUCAAGGGCCCAUGGACAAAGGAGGAGGAUGAGAAAGUAGUUGAACUGGUGGAGCGUCAUGGUCCAAAAAAAUGGACCUUAAUAGCUCGCCACCUAAAGGGUCGCAUUGGAAAGCAAUGCCGCGAAAGAUGGCACAACCAUCUUAAUCCCAAUAUUAAGAAAACAGCCUGGACAGAAGCUGAAGACAGAAUUAUAUAUGAUGCUCACAGACAAUGGGGAAACCAAUGGGCUAAAAUUGCCAAGCUUCUUCCUGGGAGAACUGACAAUGCUAUAAAAAAUCAUUGGAAUUCUACAAUGCGUCGAAAAUAUGAAAAUGAUGAACGUGUUGCUGACCGCAGAUUAAAAACUCGAGCCACGCUUGGAUCUUUAUCUGGACGUUUGGUAGGUGUUGUGUCAACUGGUCGAUCUCAUCAUAUUGAUCCACAUAUUUUAAAGCGUGAUCAUGGCCCAUCUCCAUCGUACUUAAAAUCAGCUUCUCUUAGAUACGAAGACGAUUGGGCUGACCAGUAUGAUCAUGGCAGCAAUCAAUCAACAGCAAGUGGAAGUUCUGUUGGUCCUAUAUUUUCAACCUUUAAUUCGCAAACUAGCUCAAGAAUGGAUGAACCCAGAUUUAUUUCACCAAUUCGCCAAGGUAGACGUGGUAUUAAUGGAUCACCUUACAGGUUUUUGGAUAGCAUGGAAAUAUUGUCUAAUGGCAGUCCUGUCAAGCUAGUGUCACUUAAUGAUGAAGGAAUUGCAGAAUUAAGCUUCUUAGACUCCCCUGUGAGAAAAUCAUCACAUCAUUUGAAUAACAAUCGUUUAUCUGCAGUACUAAGAGCAAUGGAAUCAGGUGGCUCUCAUAGUAGUGAUAAACAUGUGAGAUCUCCUCCGCCAAUCUUAAGGCGCAAUAAAACCAAUCAUCACCGGUUCCGCAGAGAUUCUGGAAAUAUGUCCAGUGAAUUCCAAAGCGAGGGCAAUAUCACAUCCAACACUCCUUCAAAAACCCCAGGAAAGUCUACUAUGACACAGUUACAUUUCAGCCCAUCUCAACUUUUGAAAAGUCCUAAUUUGUCUUUUGACUUGGGUAUUACAAACUUGACUCCUAUUAGAAAAUCAACACCAUUGAAAGGAAUUAAAAGCGAGCCCGAUGCAGAGAGUCCUUUGAGUACACCAGUACCUCAAGAUAUGAAAAUGGGGUCUUCAACAGCUGAUGAUUCAGAAAGCAUUACUCCAAUCAGAAGUCGCAAACUUUUAUCAAAUAAUUCGCCAAGGACACCAACACCAUUUAAAAAUGCCUUGGCUGAAUUAGAAAAACAAAGUGGAGUCAGGUAUGUUCCAUCAGAAAGUCCAAGUCGAUUGAAUGAAGAUAUUUCAGAAAUAAUGCAGCAAGAACAAGAGCAAGAAAAGUCUGAAGGAAAUGAAUCAAAUAGAAAUAGUUCUGAUGUAACAUCUGAGGUUACUCAAACUAAUGGACAGGAUAGUGGUAUGGGAAGUAUGAUUGCAGGAAAACGUAAAUUAAUAGGAAAGGAAAACGAGCAACCAUUAAGUACUGGAAAACGUGUUCGUAAAAGUUUAGGAAGUGCUUGGGCUAAUGAAGUGUCAUUUGUUGAAACACCUAGCAAAGGAUUGGAAGGUUGCCUUCUGUUGUCACCAGCCAUAGGACUUGGAAAAGAUUCUUUGGAUACAUCAUUUGGAAUUCUAUUUGACUCACCCAUACUUCACACACCAUUGAAAAAUCUUGGUUCUUCGACAUCAACACCACAUAAUUCACAGCCUGUCAGUCGACGUGCACCUAUUUCAACAAGUUCAGCUGUACGAUGCAUUCGUUUUGAACCACCAGAGGUGACUGGAGGGCGAAAUAUUAUCUUCAAUGAUAACAUUAAGCUGGAUCCACGCUGGCAAAUGGUAGCUUGUGGUCAAACUGAUGACCAAUUGGAACUAACGAGAAUGGCACAUCAGUAUCUCCGAAAAUCAGCACUGCAGCCACGAUCUCUUAAUUUUGCUAAAUGUAACUAAAUUUUAAGCUGAAGUUUACCACUUUUUAA